AUGGACUCCAAACUCGACGUCCCUCCACAGGACGAACAAUAUGAAUCCGAGGCUUCUGACGCUGGGAACAUGCCUCCCCCACCAUAUCGUCGUGCCUCUGAAUCCUCUACCGAGCGCUCUCUAUACGACGAGAAAGAUGUAUUGCUGGAGAACCGUUCCGGUUCAUACCAGCAACCCACCUCCAGCGCCAUGCAAGAAUACAACUGGUACCACCCCAAAAUCAUGAGCCGUGGGCUCAUCAUCACGGACGGCGCCUCCUCGACCGCCACGAAGAAGACAGCAAUCUACUACGUCGAAGUGUCCGAGUUUGCUGUCAAAAAGCCCGACGUGAUUCUGCACUCCGCCAGCCCUAUAUCCGGCGAUAGCAUGGACUUCGACCACGUGGCUUCGGCCAGCGAAUCGGGCCCGGUCCUCGGCGUCGCGCACUUCCCUCAUUUCUCUCGCCAUUACAAGGUCUGUCUUGGGGAUCCAUCCAGCGCCAAUCCAACGACCUGGGUGGACAUCACCAACCCGCAUAAAAUGUACCAUGGCGAAUUCACAAUGUCGUACCAGGGAAAAUCGUAUGUGUGGAAACGAACGCACGACGCCGCGUUGGGCGUUGGAGGAGGCGAUAUCAGACAAGAAAUGACGUGGAAUAGUUUCCAGUUGCUCGAUUCGGCGACGGGCGAGAUGAUUGCGCUGUUUCUUGAGAAUACGUUCAAGAGCUGGAAGAAGAAAGGGAAAUUAAGGAUUUUUAAGGAUCUUGAAGGAAGCGAAGAGGCAAGACAAUUUAAGUUGUUAGUCUUUUUGAGUAUUGCGGCGAUUUUGGAGAAGGCCAGGAGGAGGGCGAACAGGCAGCGUAAUGCGCAUGGAGGUGGUGGGCCGUGA
Messenger RNA from Rhinocladiella mackenziei CBS 650.93, 867 nucleotides. RefSeq lists its product as uncharacterized. The record is from RefSeq and is a predicted model, not a curated record. NCBI's taxonomy places the organism in Eukaryota, Fungi, Ascomycota, Eurotiomycetes, Chaetothyriales, Herpotrichiellaceae. The transcript has a single exon. Bases 1 to 867 code for a protein of 288 amino acids.